AUGAAUCUUUUUAUCUCUUUCACCCUUGUUGGCCUUGGUGCUCUCGCUGGACCUGCUUCAGCCAAGCCAGUUGGAUCGUGCAGCGACAUAACUCCCCCGAUCGUACCAGGUGCUAUAAUCAGAUCCCUCGAAAGUCGAAUCUAUCGCGGCCACUCCGUUCCUGCACUUCCCCCAACGUUACUUCAAAAUGUCACACAUCUAAACAUCUGUGAAGUAAAUGUCACCCUGUCUCAUCGGAAUGAAGAUGAUACCGUUCUCGUGCAGACGUGGCUACCGCUUAACAAUUGGAACUCCCGUUAUCUCGCUGUUGGGGGCGGUGCUUGGGCAGCUGGGCUUGGUCAGUUUGAUCUUGCUCUCCCUGCAUCUCAAGGCUACGCUGUUUCUUCCACCAAUGCUGGUCUCAGUGGGAAUCCAAUCGAUCCGUCAGAUUGGGCCUUAAAGCCUGAUGGCACUGUCAAUUUUGGUCUCCUAAAGAACUUUGCUUCGCGAUCUGUCCACGACAUGGCACUUGUUGGCAAGGCAGUUACAGCUUCUUUCUACAAGGCCCCAGCUGAAAAGGCAUAUUUCCAUGGCUGUUCUACCGGCGGACGUCAAGGACUGGCGGCAGCACAGCAGUAUCCGGAUGAUUUCGAUGGAAUUCUUGCUGGGGCCCCCGCCAUUUACUGGUCGGAGUAUGUCAUCGCAGAGCUUUGGCCUCAAGUUGUGAUGAGAGACGCGAACUAUUAUCCGUCGACUUGUGAGCUAGCUGCUUUUGUAUCAGCAGCCAUAAAAUCGUGCGAUGGAACGGACGGCGUCGCAGAUGGUGUUAUUACAGAGCCGUUUGCCUGCGAGUUCAACCCUUUCACCCUGGUCGGCCACAAGAUUGAAUGCGGGAAUGAGAGCACAGUGAUCAGCCAACUCGCUGCCUCAACAGUUGGCAAGAUAUGGAGAGGACCAACUGGCUCAAGAGGCAACACUCUGUGGUACGGAAUGCCUAAGGGUGCGUCGCUUGCUGCAUUGGCUGCUACCAAGAUCGUGAAUGGCACAAUUACUGGUGCGCCGUUCUUUGUUGCUGAUACAUGGGUGCGCAACUUCGUCAAAGCAGACCCGAGAUUCGACACAUCACAUCUCAAUAUCGAUGGGUUCGAAAAGCUGUUUUCAGUGUCCCGAGAUAGGUUUGGUCACAUCACGGAUUCAUCAGAUCCCAAUCUUCACCCAUUCAAAAAGGCGGGCGGAAAGAUGAUUAUCUGGCAUGGUCUAAGUGAUCAGUUGAUCUAUCCUCAGGAUAGUAUCCGAUACUUUAAAGAGGUGCAGAAGAAAUUUCAGUCACAGGGAAAAGGUGGGGGUCUGGGCAACUUUCUUCGCCUGUUUCUUGCUCCUGGAGUUGAUCAUUGUGGUUUUGGUGAAAACGCUGGUGCUGUACCAACAGAUCCGUUUGGUGCACUGCUGGCUUGGGUUGAAGACGACAAGCCUCCCCAUGCCCUGGACGCACAUACGGAGCCAGACGCACUGACCCAGUUCUCACGAAAGAUAUGUCAUUAUCCUGAAGUGGCAAGAUACAAGGGUAGGGGAGACGCGAAUGACUCCAAGAACUACUUUUGCGCCCCAUAA
Fusarium fujikuroi IMI 58289 is the source of this 1590-nucleotide messenger RNA. Its product is annotated as related to feruloyl esterase B precursor. The record is from RefSeq and is a predicted model, not a curated record. The transcript has a single exon. Lineage: Eukaryota; Fungi; Ascomycota; Sordariomycetes; Hypocreales; Nectriaceae. Bases 1 to 1590 code for a protein of 529 amino acids.